Marmota monax (woodchuck) is the source of this 1078-nucleotide messenger RNA. RefSeq names its product cell cycle checkpoint protein RAD1-like. Gene Ontology annotation, biological process: DNA repair; DNA damage checkpoint signaling. The record is from RefSeq and is a predicted model, not a curated record. NCBI's taxonomy places the organism in Eukaryota, Metazoa, Chordata, Mammalia, Rodentia, Sciuridae. Gene Ontology annotation, molecular function: 3'-5' exonuclease activity. Gene Ontology annotation, cellular component: checkpoint clamp complex.
UGUGGUGACGGUGGCCGAGGUGUCAAGCGGAUCUGAAGAGUGGCGGGAUUCCCUUUUCUUCCUUCGUGGUUUCCUGGCUGGGAAGAGCUCUCAGGCCCCUGACCUACCGCAAAGGCGUUUCCUGAUCCUCGGGUGCAGUGUCGGCCCCAACAUCAAGAGCUUACCCUCGGGGCCGAAAGAGCAGUGGACCAUGCCCCUCCUAACCCAACAGAUCCAAGAUGAGAAUGAGAACAGCUUAGUGGCCAGCCUUGACAACGUCAGGAAUCUCUCUACUAUCUUGAAAGCUAUUCAUUUCAAAGACUUUGCCACAUGUUUCGCUACUAAAAAUGGAAUCAAGGUUACAGUGGAAAAUGCAAAGUGUGUGCAAGCAAAUGCUUUUACAGGGACUUUAACUGCACUUCGAAUGUGUUACCAAGGCUAUGGUCACCCUUUGAUGUUAUUUCUGGAAGAGGGAGGAGUGGUAACGGUCUGCAAAAUCAAUACUCAGGAGCCCGAGGAGACUCUUGAUUUUGAUUUCUGUAGCACCAAUGUUAUUAAUAAAAUUAUUCUGCAGUCAGAAGGGCUCCGUGAAGCAUUUUCUGAAUUGGAUAUGACAAGUGAGGUCCUCCAAAUCACCAUGUCUCCUGAUAAGCCAUAUUUCAGGUUAUCUACUUUUGGAAAUGCAGGAAGCUCCCACCUUGAUUAUCCCAAAGAUUCUGAUUUGAUGGAAGCAUUUCAUUGUAAUCAGACCCAGGUUAACAGAUACAAGAUUUCUUUACUGAAACCCUCUACCAAGGCAUUAGUUUUAUCUUGUAAGGUAUCUAUUCGGACAGAUAACCGGGGAUUCCUCUCAUUACAGUACAUGAUUAGAAAUGAAGAUGGACAAAUAUGUUUUGUAGAAUAUUACUGUUGCCCUGAUGAAGAAGUUCCUGAAUCUUGAAUAUAAAAAUUCAGUAGGUUUAUGUGUAUAUUUAAGAAAGAUUAUGUUCUCAUUUUGAGUACAAUACUCAUGAUUUCUUGUUGGAUUUUCUAUAGGUCUCUGUAGGCUAACAGUUGUUAUGUAUUUCAUAAAUAAAUGUUUUCAUGUAGACAUAGACUA